Striga asiatica is the source of this 555-nucleotide messenger RNA. NCBI's taxonomy places the organism in Eukaryota, Viridiplantae, Streptophyta, Magnoliopsida, Lamiales, Orobanchaceae. The record is from the annotation of a GenBank genome assembly.
AUGGAGGCAAUUGUAAUUCUGCCAUUCAAGAGCCACUUUAGGCCACAACAAAUAAACCGGAAAGCUGCAAUGCAAUGGCGCCGUAAAUCUUCUUCUUCUUCUUCUUCUUCUUCUUCUUCUUCUUCUUCCAUUCUCUUAGUGCUUGCAGGCAAUAAUCUAAACAAACCUCAAUCGACUCACGAGCGCAAAAGGCAUAAAAGCAAGAAUAGUGGGUAUGAUGGGCUGGUGGAAGCAGCAAGAGUGGCUCAUCGGAACUUCGGCCCAGCCCAACAGAGACAACUUAUUCUACAAUCUCUUGAUAUGGCCGCUCCCAAACCUAUCCUUAGCCUGGCAAGUUCGAACACUGUUCCCGCCUUGUUUUUGAAAGAGACGAAUUGUGUGGGAAUGUGCACUAACCUUUGCAAGAUCCCUUCACAAGAGUUUAUGAAGGAGGCUCUUGGAACAUCAGUCAACAUGGUGCCUAAUUUUGAUGAUAUGAGCUGUGAAAUAAUAUUUGGUCAGGAACCUUCAGCAAGAUCACUUGAUCCAGCGUUUAAGCAGCCAUGUUAUAAGCAA